CAAAUAUUCGAAAAACGUAUCUUGUUGGGCACUGUUGAUUACUGUAAAGAACAUCUUCCUAACAAUCCCAUUCCUUUCCUUUCAAGUGAACCAACAAAAACAAUCGAAAGAAAAAUGUUUGGCCGGACCCAGCUUACUCGAAUCGCAACAGCAACAUCUGUAUUACUACUAUCACUUAUUGGUACAACAACACAACCCGUGUCGGCGGCGGGAUUCCCGGAUGGAUACAAUGUCAUCACAUAUUGGGGCCAGAACUCGGCUGGUACGGGUAGCUCACAAAAAGACCUUGCAACUUAUUGCGAUGAUACUUCGGACGUUCUCGUAAUUGGAUUUAUUACCAAUUUCAACGUGGGUGGUCUUCCAACUUUAAACGUUGCCAAUGCCUGUGAAGGCAGUGUAUUUGAGGGAACAUCUCUGCUUCAAUGUGAUCAUAUUGGAAAAGACAUCAAAACUUGUCAAAAGAAAGGUAAAAAAGUAUUGCUGUCGCUUGGUGGUGCAAGUGGUGCAUACGGAUUUACUAGCGACAAGGAGGGUACAACCUUUGCAAAGACCAUGUGGGAUCUUUUCGGUGGCGGUGAAAGUGACACUCGGCCAUUUGGUGAAGCAGUUAUUGAUGGCUUUGAUCUGGAUAUCGAAGGCGGAGGACCAACCGGUUAUGCGGCAUUUGUCAAAGAGCUUCGCAAUUUGUUCGAGGAAGAUUCGUCUAAAGACUAUUAUGUUACGGCUGCACCCCAGUGUCCAUUUCCGGAUGCUAUGUUGGGUGAAGUUAUUGACGACGUCGGUAUCGAUGCUGUCAAUGUCCAAUUUUACAACAAUUAUUGUUCGACAGGAGGCUCUAACUUUAAUUUUGAAACUUGGGACGAUUGGGCAAAGAACAAGUCACCCAACAAGGAUGUAAAGAUCUACCUCGGCAUUCCGGGAUCAACUUCUGCUGCAGGCACGGGCUAUAUUACCUAUGAAGACUUGGAGCCGGUAUUUGACAAGGUGACGUCAUUUGAAAGCUUUGGUGGUAUAACCAUUUGGGAUGCUUCACAAUCACAUGGCAAUAAAGAUACCGAGCCAAAUUUUGCAACAGCUAUUUCAAAAUUGGUGCGUACUGGCGAAUCUAACAGCAAUACCACCAGCAUCACUGCUACUGCUACAACUACUACUACUGCCAAGGAAACCAGUACUGCUACUUCAACUAAAAGCGAUCACUCUGCAACAGCGACGCCUUCUGAUACAUCCUGCAUUCAAGACGGUGAUAGCUGCUCUGAGCACGGCAAACAAGUCUGUGCCAGUAACGGGUUUGCUGUGUGUAAUCACGACAAAUGGGUUGUAACGCAAUGUGCCGUUGGCCUGACCUGUAUGAGCACGACAGAGGGAAGUUCGAUCUACUGCGCACAGACUCAAGAUGGCGACCUUACUAGCAGCAGCAGCAGCAGCAGCAGCGCUGAUACCUGUGACAAGAAGAAACGUUCGGUGCUGCAUACCAAAAGUGCCCCACGACCGUACAAAUCAACACGCGUGACCUCUCAAUUGACAGUGGUUAAAGUCGCAGACAAGAGAUACGAAGCGGUGGUGAAUGCCCGUCGAUUGGAUACCAAGGCAUUUGGAAACACUGUGGUGGUCGAAAUGAAAAUGCCUGCUGGUAUCACCGUGGAUAGUGUCACGACCGGCAAAGUCAAGCAAGAUGGCCAGACUGCAAAGUUGCAAGUGAAGAAUCCUAACAAAAAGAGUAUGGGACUCGUUUUUUCGAUUGCUGGUUCAAUCGACGAAAAAUCGGAUGUUUUUGUUGCUCCCGAUGUAAACAACAUGAAGUUCAUGACAUGA
Molecule: messenger RNA, 1812 nt
Organism: Zychaea mexicana
Lineage: Eukaryota; Fungi; Mucoromycota; Mucoromycetes; Mucorales; Lichtheimiaceae
Product: glycoside hydrolase superfamily
Exons: 8
Coding region: 115-1812 (565 amino acids)
Biological process (GO): chitin catabolic process; carbohydrate metabolic process
Cellular component (GO): extracellular region
Molecular function (GO): chitin binding; chitinase activity
Source: RefSeq, a predicted model, not a curated record